Molecule: messenger RNA, 1266 nt
Organism: Chenopodium quinoa (quinoa)
Lineage: Eukaryota; Viridiplantae; Streptophyta; Magnoliopsida; Caryophyllales; Amaranthaceae
Product: DNA polymerase-like
Exons: 1
Coding region: 1-1266 (421 amino acids)
Biological process (GO): DNA replication
Molecular function (GO): DNA-directed DNA polymerase activity; DNA binding; nucleotide binding
Source: RefSeq, a predicted model, not a curated record
AUGCCAGGAGGUAAGCCAGUCUGGGAUGGUAAUCUGGUUGAUAAGGACAUAGAUAGCCUAUUUGGAUUUAUAGAGGCUUUUGUGUCAUGCCCUUCUUCAGUCAAAAAACCUUUUCUCCCCGUUCGGGGAAAAGAUGGUACACUUCUCUUCCCCACGGGUGAUUUUGUUGGUGUAUACUAUAGCGAGGAGUUAAAGUAUGCAAGAGACAUAGGCUACACUGUGAUUCCAGUCAGUGGGUACCUCUUCGAGAAGAAGGAAAGCCCUUUCAUAGAAUAUGUGAAUUCUCACUUCGAUAGUCGAUUACAGGCAAAGAAAGAUGGAAAUGAAGCUUUGUCAUUUGUUUAUAAAAUCCUUAUUUCGCUCUAUGGAAGAUUUGGUAUCAACCCAAAUAGCACUAAAACGGAGUUAUGCGAUAGCGAGCACUAUCACUUUUUGAUGAAACAAGAUUCCUUCAUUGGUUUUCAUCCGAUUAUAGAAAACCUAUACAUGGUAUCCUAUCAUACUGUUACGGCUGAUGAUAACAUUCAUUGGGCUCAGCCUAAGAACUCCGCAGUUCAACUUUCCGCCGAAAUCACUGCAUGCGCUAGGAUCUACAUGCACCCAUUUAUAUCAAGGGAUGACUGCUACUACACAGACACAGACUCUAUCGUUCUUGCCAAUCCUCUUCCAGAGGGCUUAAUAUCUUCCAAAGUCUUAGGGUUGUUUAAAUUAGAAGAUAAAAUCAAAGAAGGAUACUUUUUGGCGCCAAAAGCAUAUGGCUAUAUUUCCGAAGAAGACACAAAUUUAAUUAAGUUCAAAGGACCAGCAAAACACCUGGUGGAUAUUUCUUGGUUCAGAGAACAGCUCGCUAACCCUUCUCGUAGGAUGAAAGUCCAAAUCAAAAAUGAAUUCGAGAUUGAUUGGGACAACCAGACUGUCGGUGUUAAAGAAUAUGAUUACAGUUUGGGGAUUAAACUGAACAGUAAGAGGAUUACUCAACCUGAUGGAGAGACUUUACCCAUUCAAGUCAAUGAUAUGUGUGGGGUAGCCAAAUCACUUUUUAAAAAGCUAAUGAAACUGCAGACAACGAAUACUCUUCUUAAUGAGAAGUUGUCUCAGAAGGAAAGAGAGAGUGAAAAGAGAAUGGAUGGUGUGAUAGUAGAAGAGAUAAAAAAGAUUGAAUAUUUGGGUAUUAAUAUAGAGACUACUCUUAUUGAAGAAAGCACUCAAUUAGAUAAAGAAGAAAGCGAUGUAACUAAGACAGAUUCUAAGAAACCAGAUACGUAG